This is a messenger RNA of Trifolium pratense (red clover), 1000 nucleotides long. Its product is annotated as ATP synthase mitochondrial F1 complex assembly factor 1-like. The record is from RefSeq and is a predicted model, not a curated record. Gene Ontology annotation, cellular component: mitochondrion. Bases 205 to 954 code for a protein of 249 amino acids. The transcript is spliced from 4 exons. Lineage: Eukaryota; Viridiplantae; Streptophyta; Magnoliopsida; Fabales; Fabaceae. Gene Ontology annotation, biological process: mitochondrial proton-transporting ATP synthase complex assembly.
GUCCAAUUUUAAAUACCUAAACCAUUUUUCAAAACCGAACCGGUCCGUUUCAGACCGAAAACAAAAUUCGGUCCAACUGUACCAAAAAAACAUCCCAGUGAAACUUCUGCUAAACCCUGUCAUUGAAACAAAGCACCUAAAUCUGAAAUCUGCCACUGUGCUAAUUCUCAAGUUUGUUUCUUUCUUACAUUUUCAGAUUCUGCAAUGCAAAAGGUAUCCUCAACUUCCACAAUUUGGAGAACCAUAGCCUCCAAUGCCAGAAACUUGUUUUUAUUCAAUGACCCUUCUGUGCACUCUUUUUCUACAUUUUCAAUCGGAGUAACUUCCCGGAAAUUGCAUCAACCAGAGAUUCCCUGUGAUUUCCUGAAAUGGGGUUCGCUUGGAUUCUGCAGAACGUCAAGGUUCGCCACUGGGUUUAACCCUUUGAAACAGAAGCCAUUGGAUUCUAUUGUAGAUGUUGAGAGACUCAAGGAUCAUUAUGUUGAAGAUAUUGCUUCAAUUUGGGAUGAUUAUCACAUAGGUAGAGGUCAUAUUGGAGCGUCUAUGAAAGCAAAACUUUAUCACUUGCUAGAGCAUAGAGCUAAGGAAUGCCGAUAUUUUGUCAUUCCUUUGUGGAGGGGAAGUGGCUAUACGACAAUGUUUGUUCAAGUACAAACGCCGCACAUGCUAUUUACAGGUCUUGAAGAUUACAAGGCUAGAGGAACACAAGCAUCACCCUACUUUACUGUCUCCUUCUACACAGAAUUUGCAGAGAGCAAAGACUUGGUACUCAUCCGCGGCGAUAUUGUAUUUACCAGCAAGCUGACUGAUUCAGAGGCAAAAUGGCUUAUGGAAACUGCUCAGUCUUUUUAUUUGAAUGAUGUCAGGUACAAACUAGUUGAGAGGUUCAACAAAGAAACGCGCGAUUUUGAGUUCAAAGAUGUCUUGCAAGCAUUGGACAUGCCUAUUUUGUAACCAACCAACUAAACCAUAUUCAAUUCAACAUUCAACAUCUGCUAAA